Lagopus leucura (white-tailed ptarmigan) is the source of this 1214-nucleotide messenger RNA. RefSeq lists its product as uncharacterized. The record is from RefSeq and is a predicted model, not a curated record. Lineage: Eukaryota; Metazoa; Chordata; Aves; Galliformes; Phasianidae. The transcript is spliced from 6 exons. The coding region runs from base 314 to 1000 and encodes 228 amino acids.
UCACCUGUGCCUUCCUAUUUGCACUGCUUUGUAGCCUGAUUGAAUGUUUGAAAUCAGUGCCCGGCCAAAACCCCACAACUUUCCCUUAUCUGCCAAAGAUGAAAACACCCGGAGUUAUCUGCAGAAAAAAGCUACUUGUUAGCACUGAUACUAACCAGAGGAAAUUAAAACUAACACUCUGAGGAGCAGAAAAAGAAAGCCGUUUGGGAUUUUCCUGCCUCCUUUUGCUUUUGGUUUCACUUGACCAAGCAGCGUCCCGCUCACCACUCGUGUCUGCACGGAGCAGAGCGCUGCGUGUGCCGGCCCCAGCACCAUGCUGCCUGCCCACACCUCUGCCCACCAGCACAGCACUAUGGGAAGCUCAAGCAGCUGUUGUUCGGAGAAAGCAAGAGAGAUGAGAGAUUUCCUCCUACGAGAUGUCCUUCCUAAUUAUAAGAACAUCCUUGUGGAAGUAUCAGAGAACAGCAUUGAGGCUGGGGACAUAGUGCUUUUCAACAUGCAGUCCAGCAGCAAUGCUGCGUUCAGCUUCAAGCACGCGGUUGUCUACUGUGGGGACGGGGAGGUCAUCCACUUCCACAAUAUCAACAAUUCAAGUGCUGGGCUAAUAAGGAAGGAAGGAUUCCAGCUGAUGAGGCAGAAGAGGGGGAAAGGCAAGGUUCUCAGGAAAAAGGACGGGAUCAACCCUGAGACCUUCAACAGAAAAGUCAAGGAGCUGAUGAACAGCACAGCCAAGUACAAUUUAUUCGAGAACAACUGCAUCAACUUUGCUCUCUAUCUGCUGGAUCUGGGGGAUUUCAGCUUUCAGUCUCAAAAGAGCCUUGAAGAGGAACUUGAAAGUUUGAUUGCAAAGCUCAGCAAGAUCAUCUCAGAGGAUUCCAGAGUCUCAUUGCACAGCACAGAACUCCAGAGGAGACUUGUUCUCAUCAUUCAUCUUUCCACAUGUCUGCUUCUCUCAAAAGAUGACCGUUCUGAAGGCGUUGAAAAUAGAAUUACUUGUUAAUAAUAGUGCUUAUCUGGGUACAACAAUUCUUUUCAGCAACUUCUUGUACUGCUAAUAUCUAUAGCCAAAUAAUAGUAGCCAAGGUAAUGGUAUCUUAAGUAAUUAGAACGAAAAAUUUAAUCCUUCUUAUACUACUCAAUCUAUAUCCAAAUAGUAGCAUCCCAUGUAAUAGUAUGUCACAUAAUCGCAAUAAAAAAUAACAUCCCAAAUAAUA